AUGGCUGCAACAUGGAAUGAAGCUGUAUUUGCCGCUCGGAGAAGACAUGAUGAUGAAGAAACCACAAGAAGUAGCGUUUUCACAUAUACAAACAGCAACAAUACGCGGGGGUCCCUUUGAAGGUCCAAAUUAUCACAUUGCACCUAGAUGGGCCUACAACGUCACCACACUCUGGAUGAUAUUUGUAGUUGCAGCAUCUGUUUUCACCAAUGGGCUUGUCUUAGUAGCUACAUUUAAGUUUAAAAAGCUUCGACACCCUCUGAACUGGAUCUUGAUGAACUUGGCUAUUGCUGAUCUUGGGGAGACUGUCAUUGCCAGCACCAUCAGUGUCAUCAACCAGAUUUUCGGUUACUUCAUCCUUGGCCAUCCCCUGUGUGUGAUUGAGGGGUACACUGUUUCAGUGUGUGGUAUCACUGGACUUUGGUCAUUAACAGUAAUUGCUUGGGAAAGAUGGUUUGUUGUAUGCAAACCCUUUGGCAACAUUAAGUUUGAUGGAAAACUGGCUGCUGGUGGAAUAGCAUUCUCUUGGCUUUGGGCAGCAGGCUGGUGUGCACCUCCAAUAUUUGGCUGGAGCAGAUACUGGCCCCAUGGCUUGAAGACAUCUUGUGGUCCAGAUGUGUUCAGCGGUAAUAGUGACCCCGGAGUUCAGUCUUACAUGAUGGUGCUCAUGAUCACAUGUUGCAUAAUUCCUCUGGCAGUCAUCAUCCUUUGUUACAUACAUGUUUGGUGGGCCAUUAGAAAGGUAGCCCAGCAGCAGAAAGAGUCUGAAUCCACCCAGAAGGCUGAACGGGAGGUCUCCAGGAUGGUAGUUGUCAUGAUCAUGGCUUACAUCUUUUGUUGGGGACCGUACACAAUUUUCGCCUGCUUUGCUGCCGCCAACCCAGGCUACAGUUUCCAUCCCUUGGCUGCCUCGUUACCUGCCUAUUUUGCCAAGAGUGCCACCAUUUACAACCCCGUCAUUUACGUCUUCAUGAACAGACAGUUCCGGAACUGCAUCUAUCAACUAUUUGGUAAAAAAGUUGACGAUGGCUCAGAACUUUCUUCUACAUCUCGGACAGAAGUAUCCUCAGUUUCCAAUUCUACCGUGUCACCUGCAUAA
Staurois parvus is the source of this 1099-nucleotide messenger RNA. The record is from the annotation of a GenBank genome assembly. Lineage: Eukaryota; Metazoa; Chordata; Amphibia; Anura; Ranidae.